This is a messenger RNA of Aspergillus caelatus, 1119 nucleotides long. It is a transcript of the gene rasB, whose product is annotated as Ras small monomeric GTPase RasB. Gene Ontology annotation, molecular function: GDP binding; GTP binding; GTPase activity. Lineage: Eukaryota; Fungi; Ascomycota; Eurotiomycetes; Eurotiales; Aspergillaceae. The transcript has 3 exons. The record is from RefSeq and is a predicted model, not a curated record. Bases 197 to 931 code for a protein of 244 amino acids. Gene Ontology annotation, cellular component: plasma membrane. Gene Ontology annotation, biological process: signal transduction.
AGCCGUUCUUUGGAUUCCUACGUUCCCGUGUCCGUGCUCAAUCUGGAGCAUCCCAUAGAUCUCUUUUCUUCUUUUUCCUUUUCGACCUUCCUCCUUUUCGACUCUUUGGCCCACCCCGCCAUUCCGUUUUGUUUAUACGCCAGAUACCCAAUUUUCCUUCUCUUUUUCUUGACGCCUACCGCUCUAAUCAGUCGCCAUGUCGGGGAAAAUGACACUCUACAAGUUGGUGGUGCUGGGGGAUGGUGGUGUCGGAAAAACGGCGCUCACAAUUCAGUUAUGUCUAAACCAUUUCGUCGAGACGUACGAUCCAACGAUCGAAGACUCGUAUCGGAAGCAGGUGGUGAUCGAUCAGCAAUCAUGCAUGUUGGAAGUGCUAGAUACCGCAGGCCAGGAAGAAUACACAGCACUCAGGGAUCAGUGGAUCCGUGAUGGUGAAGGGUUUGUGCUUGUUUACAGUAUUACCUCACGGGCCUCUUUUUCGAGAAUACAGAAGUUCUACAACCAGAUUAAAAUGGUCAAAGAAUCAGCCAGUUCCGGCUCUCCCACCGGCGCCAGCUAUCUCGCCUCCCCGAUCAACAAUCCCUCCGGACCUCCGCUUCCCGUUCCCGUGAUGCUGGUUGGUAACAAGAGCGACAAGGCUGUUGAGCGAGCAGUGUCCGCGCAGGAAGGCCAGGCCCUAGCCAAGGACUUGGGGUGUGAGUUUGUUGAAGCGUCUGCAAAAAAUUGCAUUAAUGUCGAAAAAGCUUUCUACGACGUGGUUCGGAUGCUCAGGCAGCAACGGCAACAACAACAAGGAGGGCGCUCUCAGGAUCGCCGACCCACUGGCCUGGGUCCCAUGCGCGACCGUGAUGCUGGCCCAGAAUACCCGAAGUCCUUCCGGACUGACCGCGGCGGGCGGCAUCGUGGCUCACUAAAAUGCACUAUUCUGUGAAUCAAGCCUGUCUUGCUGGUCGAGUUACAACCUAGCCAUGGCUAGCCGCCCAAAGGAAUGAAAGGGCCCUUUGUGCACGUUUUUGUGAUCAGUCGUGGAUGUCAGUUCCACUCCUUAUUCUUCCUUGGCCUUAACUACGAGAGCCCAUGCGAGCCUACUUCAUGACAAUCUCCUCAUUUAUAUUGACC